AUGGACAACACUCAGCGGAAACUGUACAGGGAUGUGAUGCUUGAGACCUAUCACAAUCUUCUGUCCUUGGGGUAUGAUGUGAUGAAGCCUGAUGUGAUCUUGAAACUGGAGCAAAAUUCAGCACCGUGGACAGUGGACAAAUCUGCAGACCAGAAACUUCCAGAUUCCUACAGAAAGAAUGAGCUGUUUGGAGCUAAACAGAAAAGUCAAGAAAUAAUGUUCAGGAUGCCUGAUGAAAAGCCUCUUGAGAUAAAGCAUGCCUCUAAUUUGCCUGAGGCCAAACUCCAGAGUGGGAAAAACCUCAGUCAGCCUGCUAAGAUGCCCACUUGUCAGCAGUUUUUUGAACACAGUCGGAAAGGAAAAACUUCCAGCAGGAAGAAGAUAUUCCUUGUGUGUGAGAAAGUUUAUACCAACGACACAUGCAAUAAACAACCUGUGAAUGUGAGAGAUGCUGCUCAAGUUAAAAAGCAAAUGUUUCAUAGCAAUUCUGACUUUGCUAAACAUCAACAAACACAAUCAGGAGAGAAAUCCAAUGAGCAUUUCCAGAGUGAGGAGUCUCUGAUUUCUAAAAGAGAUGUCAAUCAGACAACCCAAACAGCUAGAAGUCACUAUAUAUGUCGUUACUGUGAAAAGCCUUUUAACUUUAGAUCUUGCAUUACCAGCAAACGUAGAACUGAUACUGGAUCAAAUUUCUAUGUGUGCAAUGAAUGUAAAGAAACCAUUGACCACAAGUCAGAACUCAUGGAAGAUCAGAUCCUUGACACUGCAGAGAAUCCAUAUGAAUGUAAUGAGCUUGGAAAAGCCUUUCACCAGCAAUUAUCUCUCAGUGGGUAUCAGAGAAUUCGCAAAGGUGGGAAACUGUAUGAAUGCAGUGAGUGUAAAAAAUGGUUUCGUUACAAGUCAUACCUAAUUAGACAUCAGAGAGUCCACACCAGGGAAAAACCUUAUGAAUGUAGUGAGUGUGGAAAAGCAUUUAAAUUUAACUCAUCUCUAAUUAGACAUCAGAGACUCCACACAGCGGAAAAACCUUAUGAAUGUAGUGAGUGUGGAAAAGCAUUUAAACUGAACUCAUCUCUAAUUAGACAUCACAGAGUCCAUACAGGGGAAAAACCUUACGAAUGUAGUGAGUGUGGAGAAGCUUUUUCUCUGAAGUCAUCCAUGAUUCAACAUCAGAGAAUCCACACAGGGGAAAAACCUCAUGAAUGUAGUGAGUGUGGAAAAGCUUUUUCUCAGAUGUUCCGUCUCAUUAGACAUCAGAGAAUCCACACAGGGGAAAAACCUUAUGAAUGUAGUGAGUGUGGAAAAGCUUUUUCUCUGAAGUCAUACAUGAUUCAACAUCAGAGAAUCCACACAGGGGAAAAACCUCAUGAAUGUAGUCAGUGUGGAAAAGCUUUUUCUCAUGUGUCCCGUCUCACUGAACAUCAGAGAACCCACAUAGGGGAAAAACCUUAUGAAUGUAGUGAGUGUGGAAAAGCUUUUUCUCUGAAGUCAAACAUGAUUCAACAUCAGAGAAUCCACACAGGGGAAAAACCUUAUGAAUGUAGUGAGUGUGGAAAAAAUUUUUCUCACAAGUCACACUGCAUUACACAUCAGAGAAUCCACACUGGGGAAAAACCUUAUGAAUGUAGUGAGUGUGGAAAAGCUUUUUCUCGGAAGUCCACUCUCAUUAGACAUCAGAGAAUCCACACAGGGCAAAACUCUUAUGAAUGUAGUGAAUGUUGA
Messenger RNA from Ochotona princeps (American pika), 1722 nucleotides. RefSeq names its product zinc finger protein OZF-like. NCBI's taxonomy places the organism in Eukaryota, Metazoa, Chordata, Mammalia, Lagomorpha, Ochotonidae. The transcript is spliced from 4 exons. Gene Ontology annotation, molecular function: DNA-binding transcription repressor activity, RNA polymerase II-specific. Gene Ontology annotation, biological process: negative regulation of transcription by RNA polymerase II. The record is from RefSeq and is a predicted model, not a curated record. The coding region runs from base 1 to 1722 and encodes 573 amino acids.